Lactuca sativa (garden lettuce) is the source of this 1618-nucleotide messenger RNA. Its product is annotated as patellin-6. Gene Ontology annotation, molecular function: lipid binding. The record is from RefSeq and is a predicted model, not a curated record. Lineage: Eukaryota; Viridiplantae; Streptophyta; Magnoliopsida; Asterales; Asteraceae.
UCAUUUUCCCUUCACAGUCACGCCCCCACAGACACAUUCACAAACUCCUUUCCCUUUCCAUCGUCUGGGAAUCUCCAACAUUUGAAUUUUCUUUUUCAAUCGCAAAUCCCCAUAAUCUUCAGAUACUUUGAUUCUUUCGAUUCCUUUCAUCUGGGUAUCUCUCAAGAACCCCACAAUUUUGUCUGUUUUCAUUUGGUUCUUUCUCAAAUCUCCCAAGUUCCAACAAAAUUUCAUCUCUAGGGUUUACCACAUUGUCAUAUCCUCCGAUCUGGGUUUCUCUUCAAUGGAGCAAGAAACUAAAUCUGAAAAGAAGAUGAAGAAAAGCUUAAUUGCAUCGCUAAUGGAGUCCGGCGCCUCCCCCCUCCGCCCUCCGCCGUUCAAGGAAGACACCUACCACCACCAGAAUCUCAAACCCUCAGAAAAGAAAGCACUCGCAGACCUCAAAGACAUGCUCCAUUCCACCUCCAAUUUCCAAGAAUCCAUGUGGGGAAUCCCUCUCACCAUGACAUCGGAAUCAGAAAAGUCCGACGUCAUACUGUUGAAAUUCCUCAGGGCAAGAGAAUUCAAGGUCCAAGAGACGUUCAACAUGCUCCUCAAGUGUCUUUCAUGGCGAAAAGACUUCGGAACCGACUUCAUUGUUGAUGAAGAUUUAGGGUUUAAAGAACUCGAAGGCGUCGUCGCUUACAUGAACGGAUUCGACAGAGAAGGCCACCCCGUGUGCUACAACGCUUAUGGCAUCUUCAAAAACCAUGAAAUGUACGACAAAAUCUUCGGAGACGACGAAAAAUUACAGAAGUUUCUUCGAUGGAGAGUUCAAGUUCUUGAAAGGGGAAUCAAGAUGCUUCAAUUCAAGCCUGGAGGUGUUAAUUCAAUCAUUCAAGUCACCGAUCUUAAAGAUAUGCCCAAAAGAGAGCUUCGUGUUGCUUCAAAUCACAUCCUCUCUCUCUUCCAAGAUAAUUACCCAGAAAUGGUUGCUUGUAAGAUAUUCAUCAAUGUUCCAUGGUACUUCAGCAUGUUAUACUCAAUUUUCAGUCCAUUCUUGACUCAAAGGACAAGGAGUAAAUUUGUCAUCUCGAAAGAAGGAAAUGUUGCAGAAACACUUUACAAGUACAUAAGGCCUGAAGAUAUACCAGUGCAAUACGGUGGACUGAGUCGACCCGGUGAGUUGACGAGUGGCCCUGUCAAACCAGCUUCCGAGUUCACAGUCAAAGGUGGUGAAAGAGUCAAUAUUCAGAUUGAGGGCAUUGAGGGUGGUGCAAGCAUAGCUUGGGAUUUGGUGGUUGGAGGUUGGGAUUUGGAAUACAGUGCGGAGUUUGUCCCGAAUGAUGUUGGAAGCUACACGAUCGCAGUGGAGAAAACUAGAAAGAUGACAGUGACAGAUAAAGCAGUGCACAACUCUUUUACUGCAAAAGAAGCCGGGAAAUUAAUUUUGUCAAUCAAUAACACGGCUUCUUCGAAAAGGAAAGUGGCCGCCUAUCGUUAUCUUGUUCAAAAAUCUGUUGUAUGAGUUUGUUGGUUUAUGUUUAGGGUUUUUUUUUGUGGUUUUUUUGUAUGUUAAUUGGGAAUGUUGAUGAACUAAUGUUUGUUAAAUGAAGUGUAUAGGUGUGUUUGUGUGAAA